CUCAAAGGAGUCAUUGUAGGCAGGGAUGAGAGUGUGUGCAGCCGCGGUGUGAGUGCUGUGAGUGUGUGUUGACCCCCUCCUCCUCCUCCUCUUCCUCCUUAACUAGCUGGUCAGCAGCUAGCGGGGGAUUAGAGAAGCUGCCCCACUCCACACACUCCACUCACAGCAGACGGAGAGGAUUGCGGUGCGCGUGAAUCAUGCUCGGCGUCAUUACUACCGACUGGGAGUGGAGCCGAAAUUGUGCAAGAUACGGAUAACAGCGAGGGAAAGGUCCAUGCGGAUACAGACAAGUUAAGUCGUUUUAUUGUUCUGCCGUGAAAAUGCCUCACAAGGGGCUCCGCUCCUAUUCUGCUCGGACCCGUCGCAUUAUUAACUUGCCUCCCUCACAUGUGCUCAAUGUUGAAGAAGUGGCCAGGAGGAGAAACCUGUGAGGACGGAAGCUAAAGCCAAAGAACGAACGGAUAUUUUUGAUUUCUGCGCCUUUUUCCCAAGUGGAAAAAGAAUAAGGAGGGGGAAGGGGGUGAAAAAAGUUACACUUGUUGGUGAAAGAAAGAGGAAACAUGGGGAACGCAGGGAGUAUGGACCAGCACCCUGAUUUCAGGGGACACAACAUGCCUCUGAAACUGCCCAUGCCCGAGCCAGGGGAGCUGGAGGAGAGAUUUGCCACAGUUUUGAACUCGAUGAAUCUUCCUCCAGACAAAGCACGACUGUUGCGGCAGUACGACAACGAGAAGAAGUGGGAGCUCAUAUGUGAUCAGGAGCGAUUCCAAGUGAAAAACCCUCCGCACACAUACCUCCAAAAGCUGAGGAGUUAUCUCGACCCUGCAGUAACACGAAAGAAAUUCAGACGGAGAGUUCAGGAGUCCACCCAAGUCCUGAGAGAACUGGAAAUUUCGUUACGGACCAAUCACAUCGGGUGGGUGAGAGAAUUCUUGAAUGAAGACAACAAAGGCCUGGACGUGCUGGUGGAGUAUCUUUCUUUUGCACAGUAUGCCGUCACGUUUGAUGGAGACCUUGUGGAGAACAACCCUGAGGCUGCUAUGGACAAGUCCAAACCCUGGAGUCGAUCUAUCGAAGACCUGCAUGGAGGAAGCACUCUGCCUUCUCCUAUCACGGGGAACGGCAUCACACGUGCUGGGCGCCAUUCCACGCUACGCUGUAACACACUGCCGAGUCGGAGAACCCUGAAAAACUCCAGGCUGGUCUGCAAGAAAGAUGACGUCCACGUUUGCAUCAUGUGUCUGCGUGCGAUCAUGAACUAUCAGUAUGGCUUUAACAUGGUCAUGUCACACCCACACGCUGUGAAUGAAAUUGCACUAAGUCUCAACAACAAAAACCCAAGAACGAAAGCUCUGGUCUUGGAGCUCCUGGCGGCAGUUUGUCUCGUGAGAGGAGGCCACGAAAUUAUUCUCUCCGCGUUCGACAACUUUAAAGAGGUGUGCAUGGAGACGCAGCGGUUCGAGAGGCUAAUGGAGUAUUUCAAAAACGAGGACAACAACAUCGACUUUAUGGUUGCCUGUAUGCAGUUCAUCAACAUUGUGGUGCACUCAGUGGAGGAUAUGAACUUCAGGGUUCAUCUACAGUUCGACUUCACCAAGCUGUGUCUGGACGACUACUUAGACAAAUUAAAACACACGGAGAGCGAUAAGCUGCAGGUUCAGAUUCAGGCCUACCUGGAUAACGUGUUUGACGUGGGAGCUCUCCUGGAGGAUGCAGAGACCAAAAAUGCCGCUCUGGAGCGCGUGGAGGAGCUGGAGGAGAACAUGUCGCAUAUGACAGAGAAGCUGCAGGACAUGGAGAAUGAAGCCAUGCUGAAGAUCGUGGAGCUGGAGAAGCAGCUGAUGCAAAGGAACAAGGAUCUUGAAACCAUCAGGGAAGCCUACAAAGACACCAGCUCGCAGGUGCACUCGCUUCGGCAGGUGCUGAAGGAGAAAGACGAGGCCAUCCAGCGACAGAGCAACCUGGAGAAGAAGAUCCAUGAGCUGGAGAGACAAGGCACCAUCAAGAUCCACAAGAAGGGAGACGGAGACAUCUCCAUCCUGCCGUCACCGCCGCCUGGUGUGGUGGGCCCGGCUGGCUCUGUAAUGGGAGGAAACGCUACAGCUGUUGGUCCAAAUCAUGUGGGAGUCAUUCCUGGCACCCCUGCUCCUCCACCUCCUCCUCCCGCGCCUCCUCUUCCUGUGAACGGCACACUGUUAAAUGGACCAUCAUCGUCCAUUCCUGCUGCAGCGCCUCCCCCGCCCCCACCGCCGCCGCCUCCUCCCCCUCCUCCUCCACCUCCUCCUCCCCCAGGGCCGGACAUCUCAGCGCCUAUGCCUCCUCCACCUCCUCCUGUUGCCCCCCCACUGCCAGGCUGUGGGACGCCGACUGUCAUCAUGAACUCUGGGUUAGCAGAGGGACCCAUCAAACUGUUCUCUGUUAAGAUCAAAAAACCCAUCAAGACAAAGUUCCGUAUGCCCGUCUUCAACUGGGUGGCUCUGAAACCAAACCAGAUCAACGGGACUGUCUUCAAUGAGAUUGAUGACGAGAGGAUACUCGAGGACUUAAACGUGGAUGAGUUUGAGGAGAUGUUUAAGACGAAAGCUCAGGGUCCGGCGAUUGAUCUCAGCUUGAGCAAGCAGAAGAUCAUUCAGAAGGGGCCCAACAAGGUGACGCUACUGGACUCCAACCGAGCCAAGAACCUGGCCAUCACUCUCAGGAAAGUGGGCAAAACUCCUGAGGAGAUCUGCAAAGCGAUACAGAUAUUUGAUCUGCGGACUCUGCCGGUGGAUUUUGUGGAGUGUCUGAUGCGCUUCCAGCCCACAGAAAACGAGAUUAAAGUCCUGCGGCAGUUCGAAAAGGAGCGCAAACCUGUGGAGAGCCUGACGGACGAAGACCGCUUCAUGAUGCAGUUCAGUAAAAUCGAGCGGCUCAUGCAGAAGAUGACUAUCAUGGCCUUCAUUGGCAAUUUCUGCGAGAGUGUGCAGAUGUUAACACCGCAACUUCAUGCCGUCAUCGCAGCGUCUGUGUCCAUCAAAUCAUCUCAGAAACUAAAGAAAAUCCUGGAGAUCAUCUUGGCGCUUGGAAACUACAUGAACAGCAGCAAAAGAGGAGCCGUUUAUGGAUUUAAGCUGCAGAGUUUAGACCUGCUACUCGAUACCAAAUCAACGGACCGAAAGAUAACGUUGUUACACUACAUAGCCAAUGUUGUUAAAGAGAAAUACGCUCAAGUUUCUCUCUUCUACAACGAGCUGCACUACGUGGAGAAGGCUGCAGCAGUGUCACUGGAGAAUGUGCUGCUGGAUGUGAAGGAGCUGCACAGAGGCUUGGAGCUGACUAAAAGAGAGUACAGCAUGCACGGCCACAACACCAUGCUCAAAGAGUUCAUCACACACAACGAGAGCAAGCUGAAGAAGCUGCAGGAUGAUGCAAAGAUUGCACAGGAUGCCUUUGACGAGGCGGUGAAGUUCUUUGGAGAGAACUCCAAAACAACGCCGCCUUCUGUCUUCUUCCCUGUGUUUGUGAGAUUUGUGAAGGCUUACAGGCAAGCGGAAGAGGACAACGAGCAGAGAAAGAGACAGGAACAGUUACUGAUGGAGAAACUUCUGGAACAGGAGGCCAUGAUGGAGGAAGACCAGAAGUCUCCGUCUCAUAAGAACAAGCGGCAGCAGCAGGAGCUGAUCCAGGAGCUCAGGAGGAAGCAGGUGAAAGACAGCCGGCACGUCUAUGAAGGCAAAGAUGGAGCCAUUGAGGACAUCAUCACGGCCUUAAAGAAGAAUAAUAUUACUAAAUUUCCCAAUGUCCACUCGAGGGUAAGGAACUCCUCCAGUAGCACCCCUGUAGUGGUGGAUGUGUCCCAAACCUGGCAAGCAUCUCUUUAUUACCUCCAUCCUGUCCUCUCCCUCUCUCUCCUUCUACUUCAUCACAAUAAAUUUGAAUGUCUGAUGAUUGAUAAACAGCUAUAUUUACUGUAAAUUUCCUCUCUUGUUAUGUGGGAGAUGCAUUUUGUUUACACAAGAUGCAUGGAAGGCUUUCUAGAUUUCUGACAGAGGCUUCUUAGUGUCAGACAGCUGACCCAGGAGGUUUUUUUCUUUCUGUGUCGAUCUCUCGCUGCUUUGACAGACAGGCUGCCAGCACUCUGAGCAUGUGGGCUCAUCAAAUUGCUACGACAGCUGACUGACAGAUCUUUAUACCCCCCUUCCUCCCCAUUCCAAUCUCUGCUUGCCUCUCAGACCUGAGGAAUCAGCCUUACAGGCGAGCGGACGCUGUGCGGAGGAGUGUCAGGAGACGCUUUGAUGAUCAGAACCUGCGGCCGGGGAACAACGGCGAAGUGGUCGUGUGACGAGGGAGACAGAGCAUGUGCUGGAGGGGGGAGGAGGGGGGUGAGAGGUGGAUGGAGGGGAUGUGUAGCGUUGGAAGAAAGGACUGACAGAAGGUUGGAUGCAGAGUGAAGGACGAUGAACGUUGUAGCAACCAUAGAGAUGAGUAUGUACAUAUAUUACAUAAGAAUACAUGUUAUUCCUUAUCUGUGGUAAAGUAGCAGCUUUUAUUUCGAAGGACUGAGACAUGUUUGUAUGGGACUGAAUUUAAAGAGUCGGAAAGGUUGAUUCAGAAAACCUUGGACAAGUUAAGUGCCUGAACUUAUUUUUGGAGGUCUCCUGUUUGUUUUUUUAUACUUCCACUCUGAGCAAUACGAGUUGACCUGGCUUUAAUUUGUGUUUAACUGGACAUGCGGAGGCCUUAAGAGCCGCGUGAAGAGAUGCUUCCUCGGAAAUAGAAUGUAUGGGACGUGCUCCCUUUAGCUGUUACACAUAAAACAUCCGUGUUUGCUUUAACACCAGGUGGUGUUUGGUACAUGGUCCUCUCUUCCAUUCUUCAUCCAUACAAACACGGCCUCGAACUGCACUUUUUCAUCUCACUGGGCUUCAACUUUGACAAAAGGGCUGAAGAGAAAGAUCCAGAAGAAACUUUAUAUUUGUAUUCCAGAAAGUCUAAGAGUGAUGAAGAAAAGACAUCAAAGUUCAUUCCACAACAGAAGAGAGCAAUGUGAACUGUAGAAAGAAGAAUAAUCUGUAGCCUGUCAUCUUUAGAAUCAAGCUGCUCGUCUACGUCUCAUAAAAAUGAUGCAUUUCUGCAGCAGCACAGCUUCAGAGGACGACGAGGACCACUGAAAAACAAAUAUUUUAUAUAUGCAAUUUGUUUACUUGUCAGGAAAAAGUCGGAAUUCUGAGAAAAAAGUCAGAAUUAUGGGAAAAAAGUCAGAAAUCUGAGAAAAAAUAAAACUUCUGAGAUUAAAGUCAGAAUUAUGGAAAAAAAAAUAGUCAAAAUUGUGAGAACAAGUCGGAAUUCUGAGAAAAAAGUAGGAAUUCUAGGAUUAAAGUCAGAAUUAUGAGAUUUAAGUCAGAAGAAGUGUUUGUAAAGGCAGAAUUCUUAGAAAAAAAACAACUAAAUUCUGAGUUUAAAGUCAGAAUCUGAAGGUAAAGUCGGAAUUCUGA
This is a messenger RNA of Cheilinus undulatus (humphead wrasse), 5474 nucleotides long. RefSeq names its product formin-like 2a (gene fmnl2a). The record is from RefSeq and is a predicted model, not a curated record. The transcript has 27 exons. Gene Ontology annotation, biological process: cortical actin cytoskeleton organization; cell migration; regulation of cell shape. Gene Ontology annotation, molecular function: actin filament binding; small GTPase binding. Gene Ontology annotation, cellular component: cytosol. Bases 561 to 3953 code for a protein of 1130 amino acids. Lineage: Eukaryota; Metazoa; Chordata; Actinopteri; Labriformes; Labridae.